AUGGUAGCAGACGGUGACGUCCUGGAAAGUUCUUGGAUCCAUCGCUCGUACGUGGCCACACAUUAUCUCGUCACGCUGGCAGCUAUGCAACAGGUGGCGUCUACGUAUGCGGGUAACGGGGGGGUGACGCCCGGGGACCUGACAAUGUUGGCCGCGACGACGGCUUUCUCCGUCCUCUUCUCCGAUUUUUUCAGCGGAAUUUUCCAUUGGUCGGUGGAUAACUAUGGGAACGGAAAGACGCCGGUGUUGGGCACAGUGAUCGAGGCCUUUCAAGGGCACCACGACGCGCCGUGGACGAUCACGUACCGGCAAUUCAGCAAUAACGUGCACAAGAUUACCAAAAUCACCAUCCCCGCCAUGCUAGCCGUUGUAGCCCUUCACCCGUCUUCUCCUCUCGUCACGUUGUUUGCAACUCUGUUCUUCAAUCUGCAGGUACUCAGCCAGGAAUUCCACAAGUUAUCCCACUUGUCCAAGCCUCCCGCUUGGGCGGUGAGGCUUCAAGACCUGGGCCUGAUUAUUUCCAGGAAAGAGCACGGACAACAUCACUCCAGCCCAUUUGAAAGCAACUAUUGCAUCUUGACGGGUACUUGCAAUCGUAUGUUGGAUGAAAGUGGGUUCUUCCGGUUUUUGGAGAAAGCAGUGUACGAUGUGACCGGCGUGAUGCCGAACUGUUGGAAGCAAGGCUCUUCGGAGUUUCGAGCAGAGAUGUUAGUGGGAAGAAGAGGUGGAGCGGACGCGAAUAUGGUGGACGAGAAGAUGGAAUGA
Nannochloropsis gaditana CCMP526 is the source of this 765-nucleotide messenger RNA. RefSeq lists its product as uncharacterized. Bases 1 to 765 code for a protein of 254 amino acids. The record is from RefSeq and is a predicted model, not a curated record. The transcript has a single exon.